CUCGCGAAGGCGCUCGCGUUCUACCAACAGCUACAAUGCGACGACGGCCACUGGGGCGGCGACUACGGCGGCCCCCACUUCCUGUCGCCGGGCUUGGUGGUUGUGUGGUACGUCACGGGCCGGCGCGACGACGUCCUCGACGAGCACCAGCGGCGGGCCAUGGUCCGCUACUACGAGAACCACCAGCAGACCGACGGGGGCUGGGGCACGCACGUCGAGUCGCCGUCGACCAUGUUCGGCAGCGUGCUGACCUACGUGGCUUUACGGCUUCUCGGCGAGCCCGCCGACGCGCCGGCCUGCGCCGCGGGCCGCAAACUCAUCCUGGAGCAGGGCGGCGCGUGCUACACGUCGUCGUGGGCCAAGUUCGCGCUGUGCCUUUUAGGCGCCAUGGACUGGGAGGGCCACGAGUCCGUGCCGCCGGAGAUGUGGCUGCUGCCCUGCUGGUGCCCCUUUCACCCCUGCCGCAUGUGGUGCCACGCGCGCAUGGUCUACCUGCCCAUGGGCUACCUCUGGGGCAAGCGGUGGACCUACGAGAACGCCGACUCGGACCCGGUCGUGCUCGCGCUGCGCGACGAGCUCUACCCGGCGUCGCCGGCCUACGGUGCCAUCCCCUGGCGCGCGACGCGGUCCUGGGUCGCGCCCAUGGACGACUACUCGCCCGUGCACCCGCUCAUGGUCGCGGCGCAGCGGUUCCUGAGAGUCUACGAGGACCUCGGCGGCCCGCUCCGGCGCUACGCGCGCCGCAAAGGCCUGGCGUUCAGCGCCGACUACUGCCGGGCCGAGGACCUCCAGACGAACUACGUCUGCAUCGGCCCCGUGAACAAGGUCUACAACAUGCUCGUCGCCUACGACGACCGGCACGCCGACGGCGGCGAGGCGCUCGCGCGCCACGCGCUCCGCGUGCCCGACUACCUCUGGGUCGCCGAGGACGGCAUGAAGAUGCAGGGCUACAACGGCAGCCAGUGCUGGGACGCGUCCUUCGCGACGCAGGCCAUCGCGGAGUCCGAUUUGGGCGACGACGCGCGGUUCCGCGACUGCGCGAAAAAGGCCUGGUCCUACCUCGAGCGGACCCAGAUCCUCUCCACGACAACCUCCCAGGCGUCGCCGGCCUUCGCCUUCGAGGCGCCAAAGCUGCGCGAGCGGUACUUCCGCCACGUGUCCAAGGGCGGCUGGCCCUUCUCGACGUCGGCGCACGGCUGGCCCAUCUCCGACUGCACGGCCGAGGGCCUCAAGAGCGUGCUCGCGCUCAGAUCCCUCGCGUGCGUCGGCGAGUGCGCGCCCAUCGGCUACGAGCGGCUCUGCGACGCCGCGGACGUCGUCCUCGCGCUGCAGAACGCCGACGGCGGCUACGCGACGUACGAGAACACGCGGGGCUACGGCUGGUACGAGUGGCUCAACCCGUCCGAGGUCUUCGGGGACAUCAUGAUCGACUACUCCUACGUGGAGUGCUCCAUGGCGCUCGCGCGCUUCCGCGAGGCGUGCCCGGACCACCGCGCGGCGGAGAUAUCCGCGGCGCUGAAGCGCGGCAACGCGUUCCUGCGGUCCAUCCAGCGCGCCGACGGCUCCUGGUACGGCUCCUGGGCCUGCUGCUUCACCUACGCGGGCUGGUUCGGCAUCGAGGGUUUAGUGGAUUCGGGCGAGGACCUGCGCGAGGACCCGAAGACGUCGGAGCCCGUCGCGCGCGCGUGCGCGUUCCUCCUGCGCCACCAGCGGCCCAACGGCGGCUGGGGCGAGGACUUCACGUCCUGCUUCGACAAGGCCUACGCGAAGCACGGCAUGGAGGCCUACGGCGACGCGGAGGGCGCGGGCGUCGUCUGCACGGGUUGGGCGCUCCUCGGCCUCAUGGCGGGCGCGUGCGCGGACGCCGACGCCGUCGCGCGGGGCGUCGCCUACCUCGAGGCGCGCCAGCUCCCGGACGGCGACUGGCCCCAGGAGGGCAUCUCCGGCGUCUUCAACCGGUCCUGCGGCAUCACCUACACGGCCUACCGCAACGUGUUCCCCAUGUGGGCCCUCGCGCGCUACAAGAACUCCUACGUCCCCGCCAUGGCCUCCGCGUCCAUCAACUAG
This is a messenger RNA of Aureococcus anophagefferens, 2067 nucleotides long. RefSeq lists its product as hypothetical. NCBI's taxonomy places the organism in Eukaryota, Pelagophyceae, Pelagomonadales, Pelagomonadaceae. Gene Ontology annotation, biological process: triterpenoid biosynthetic process. Gene Ontology annotation, cellular component: lipid droplet. The annotation marks the transcript as partial. The record is from RefSeq and is a predicted model, not a curated record. Gene Ontology annotation, molecular function: intramolecular transferase activity. The transcript has 3 exons.